AUUUGAAAGUGGUCCCCACACGCAAAAGAUAACAUUAAACAUGUCCAAUAUCUCUAUCUCGAUCCCGAACCUAACCUCAGCUUCCCUCAUCAAAUCUCAUUCCCCCUCCGUACUGAAAGCUAUUAACUAUCAUUAACUCCAUAAAUCGCCCAGCCGCUCACGGAGGCUCGUGGCAUACGACGAUGAGCCACGUCGUGUCAAACCUCCGGUACUGGCUGGUCAACCACCCUACGAUUCUCCACUUCUCGUGGAUUCCAGGUCAAACUCCAGCCUCCACCCCACUCUUCCUCACUCUCUCUCUCAUCUUCUACCUCUCUCUCACCUUCCUCCUCCGCCGCCUCCCACUCUCCCCCAUCAACCCCGUACUACUCAAACCAAUCACAGCCGUCCACAACCUCAUCCUCUUCCUCAUCUCCCUCAUCAUGGCCGUCGGAUGCACCCUCACCAUUCUCUCCCCCAACACUCCAAACCUCGAUUGGAUCCUCUGCUUCCCACCCAACACCUCCCCGACCGGGCCCCACUUUUUCUGGGCCUACGUCUACUACCUCUCAAAAAUCCUCGAAUUCUUCGACACCCUCUUCAUCAUCCUCAGCGGGUCCAUUCAACGGCUCUCCUUUCUCCACGUAUACCACCACGCGACAGUGCUGGUCAUGUGCUACUUAUGGCUGCACACGUGCCAGUCCCUAUCCCCAGUGGCGCUCGUGACCAACGCGUCAGUGCACGUGCUCAUGUACGGGUACUACUUCUUGUGCGCGGUCGGGAUCCGGCCCAAGUGGAAGCGGGUCGUCACGGAUUGCCAGAUCGUGCAGUUUUUGUUCAGCUUCGUGGUGUCGGGUCGGAUGCUGUACUUGCACUUCACCGGGUCGGGUUGCUCCGGGAUUUGGGGCUGGUGCUUCAACGCUGCGUUUAACGCCUCUCUCUUGGCCCUGUUUAUUGACUUUCACGCCAGGAGUUAUGCCAAGAGACAGAAUAUGGUAUCGCGUCAAAAGAAUAAAAGCUCAUGAAUGUUUUGAUCAGUCUUCAUCGAGUGGUGGUUGUGCUUCUUGUCUUUAUGGAUGUCAUUUAUUGAACGGCUACGAUUAGUUGAGUACUUGAGUACAUUGUAGAUUCAUUAUUCCUCCACUCGAACAAUUUUAAUUUUUCAGUGUAUUUGAAACACAAUUACGUGCCGUUAUUGAUUAAGUGUAUUCUUAUUAUAUGGAAUGAUACAACUUGUGUUCCAAUUACA
This is a messenger RNA of Malus domestica (apple), 1228 nucleotides long. Its product is annotated as fatty acid elongase 3-like. Gene Ontology annotation, molecular function: fatty acid elongase activity. Gene Ontology annotation, cellular component: endoplasmic reticulum membrane. The record is from RefSeq and is a predicted model, not a curated record. Lineage: Eukaryota; Viridiplantae; Streptophyta; Magnoliopsida; Rosales; Rosaceae. Gene Ontology annotation, biological process: fatty acid elongation, polyunsaturated fatty acid; fatty acid elongation, saturated fatty acid; sphingolipid biosynthetic process.